Musa acuminata AAA Group (dessert banana) is the source of this 1799-nucleotide messenger RNA. RefSeq names its product probable sodium/metabolite cotransporter BASS2, chloroplastic. Gene Ontology annotation, cellular component: membrane. NCBI's taxonomy places the organism in Eukaryota, Viridiplantae, Streptophyta, Magnoliopsida, Zingiberales, Musaceae. The transcript has 13 exons. Bases 179 to 1474 code for a protein of 431 amino acids. The record is from RefSeq and is a predicted model, not a curated record.
UAGAGAGUUCGAAGAAGGCAGGAAAAGAACGCGGUCUCGUCCGACAGCAAGUCAUGUGUGGUUCCCUCGUAAUCCACGCCCACCCAUCCGUCCCUCUUCGUUCGACGACAAACCGAGCCGAUUCGGGCCUCCUCCUACUCCCCCCAAAACCCAGACUCCGCCCUCGGCCGCUAAACCCAUGGCUACAACGGUGACGACGGCGACGGUAGCGUCUUCCUCCUCCUAUGUGGCCUCCAUCUCUCGGGUCCUCUGCAGAGACAGUGGAUCUCAGUCGCGACACGCCAUGGCCGCCGAGUGCUGCUCCUUCUCGUCAUAUAUUGCUCGUUGCGUCCCCCAACCCCCUCAUGCUUUGGGAAGUGGGUCACCGAUGCCGAAUGGAGGAAGAGGAAGGAACGAGGCGGUUGCUUGCUCGAUGGCCUCGCCCAUCAUCCCGGUUUUGAGGAGUCGACAAGUUUUGUGCAAUGCUGAAGCAAAUGCUUCUGGGGAUUUUCCAAAUAAUCCUGUGGCUGAAAUGAGCCAGUAUGAGAGUAUAGUUGAAUUACUUACGACUCUUUUCCCUGUUUGGGUCAUACUAGGGACUAUUAUUGGCAUAUACAAGCCAUCUAUGGUUACCUGGCUGGAGACAGACCUGUUCACUGUAGGUUUGGGAUUCCUGAUGCUAUCCAUGGGUUUGACGCUUACAUUUGAGGAUUUCAGAAGAUGUUUGAGAAACCCAUGGACAGUAGGCGUAGGAUUCCUUGCACAAUAUUUAAUUAAACCUUUGCUAGGCUUUGCGAUUGCUAUGACACUGAAAUUAUCGGCUCCUCUUGCAACUGGUCUUAUUCUGGUAUCAUGUUGUCCUGGAGGCCAAGCAUCCAAUGUUGCGACUUAUAUAUCCAAAGGAAAUGUCGCACUUUCAGUCCUUAUGACAACUUGUUCGACAAUUGGUGCUAUAGUCAUGACACCCCUUCUUACUAAGCUCCUUGCCGGCCAGCUUGUUCCUGUUGAUGCAGCUGGAUUGGCCAUCAGUACUUUUCAGGUGGUUUUGGUGCCCACUAUUGUUGGAGUGUUGUCACAUGAGUAUUUCCCAAAGUUUACUGAGCGAAUAAUCACACUUACGCCACUGAUUGGAGUUAUCCUUACCACAUUGCUAUGUGCAAGCCCUAUUGGGCAAGUUGCAGUAGUCUUGAAGGCUCAAGGAGCACAACUUAUUAUUCCUGUAGCUCUCCUUCAUGCUGCAGCAUUUGCUCUUGGUUAUUGGUGUUCAAGAUUGUCAUCAUUCGGGGAAUCCACUUCUCGUACCAUUUCCAUAGAAUGCGGAAUGCAGAGUUCUGCUCUUGGAUUUUUGCUUGCCCAAAAACAUUUCACAAAUCCUCUCGUAGCUGUUCCUUCAGCUGUCAGUGUUGUCUUCAUGGCGCUUGGUGGGAGUGCCCUAGCCGUGUUUUGGAGGAACAGGCCGAUUCCUGUGGAUGACAAGGAUGACUUCAAAGAAUGAGGUGAUUCUUGUUCUUUGGCUGCCAUUGAAAUCUCGAAGCUAUUACUGAGAGGUCAUAUUGGUAGAUGCAAAAGUAGGAUGUUUAAUCCCCGUGGAUUUUUUUUUUUUUCUCUUUUUGUUGGAAAACUUGUUUGGGUUUUUUGGUCUGCAGAAAUUUGAGUUAGCAUUAGUCUUUUAUUGAUCCUUCCCCGACAAGACUUUCGUUUUCCGACAUGCCAAAACCAUUCAUUUGAAUAAAUUGCAGAUGGUUGUGUGACUAUAGACAGACGAUAUUAUUUUCAUCUUAAAAUCAUCAUUCAGAAUCAAUAUAGUUAUGAUGGUUUUA